GUCGGUUCAUAUAACACUCGCAUGGAAAACGUAUCUUUGAGUUCGGGCGGUCAACUCGAUUUUAGUUGAGUAGAACCUUGAAAGGCAUUGCAAUCGCACCGCACUCCGUAAACGCGUCCCGUGAAAAAUUAUUGUGCAAGUUUUUCAAAAUAAAUCGUGAAUACGCAGUUUUAGCGUCAGUGUUUUUAAAUUGUGAGAAAUAAAUUAAAUCAGACAAAAUGUUCAGUGGAAUCGCAGACAAGAACCUUGGGGCGUUCCGAAGCAUCGGCGAGAAGACUGCUUCCCUUUUCGACCGUAAGAAAAAGGAUGCCGAGCAAGCUGCCGUCGAGAAGGCACAGGAGGUCGCUCAUGUCGUAGAAGACCAGGUCAAGAAGGCCGGUGAGAUCAUCGGUGGAGCUCAGCAAACCGCUACCAAUGCUGCAGGCACAGCUAACGACGCUAAGCACUCUGCCAUCGAUGCUCUGGACAAGGAGUUGUCGAAGGUCUCCCUGGCCGCUGGUGAAGCGCAGGACGCCGCCAGCAAGGCUCUCGCUGACGGCAAGAAGGUCGUUGACACAACCAAAGACACAUUGGCUACAACAGCAGAGAACACGAAAAAGGCCGCAGAAUCUGCAUACAACACAACUAAAGAUACAGUUUCAAGCACUGUUCAGAAUACUGUAGAUAUAACACAGAGAGUUGCUCAAUCGGCUAUUGAUACCGGGAAAACAUAUGCCACAACCGCUAGAGAUUCAGUGAAUAGCACUGUAGAGAACACAAAACACGCUGCACAAACAGCUGUAGAUACGGCAAAGACUUAUGUAGAUAGCGCCAAAGAUACAGCCCAAAGUACGUUUCAAAUGGCAUACGAUGCAUCUGUUGGUGCUGCCAGCUCAGCUUAUGGCAUGGGCUUAUCCUAUUUAGAGAGCGCCAAAGAUACAGUAGCAAGCACAGUAGAUAGCACAAAGAAAACUGCACAAAGUACAAUUGAGACUGGAAAAACCUACGUCGAUUCAGCCAAAGAUAGUGUAGCGAACACAGUCCACACAACUGUAGAUGCUACUAAGAAUGCUGCUGCAGCUGCUGUUGAGAAGGGCACUACUAUGAUUGGCACUGCCAAAGAAACCGUAGCAAGCACUAUUAGCACCACUGUAGACACAACUAAAAAUGUAGCCGCCGCUGCCGUAGACAAGGGAACCACGCUCAUUGGCACAGCUAAAGAUACGGUGGCCAGCACUGUAGAUACAUCUAAAAACGUUGCAGCUGCUGCAGUAGAUAAGAGUACUUCAUUAUUUGGUACAGCUAAAGAUACCGUAGCAAGCACAGCACAGAACACAGUAGACUCUACUAAGAACGCUGCAGCAUCAGCUGUAGACCAAAGCACAACAUUCAUUGGCGCAGCCAAAGACACAGUAGCAAGCACGGUAAACGCGACAGUAGACACGACUAAAAAUGUAGCGGCAGCCGCUGUGGAGAAAGGCACUGCUGCGUUUGGCACUGCUAAAGACACGGUAGCCAACACAGUUCAAGCCACAGUUGAUACCACUAAAAACGUAGCAGCUGCUGCUGUUGAGAAGGGCACGACUGCAAUUGGCACUGCUAAAGACACAGUAGCAAACACAGUUCAUGCGACAGUUGACACAACUAAGAAUGUAGCCGCAGCCGUUGUUGAGAAAGGCACAACCGCGAUUGGCACCGCUAAAGACACAGUAGCGAACACAGUUCAUGCUACAGUCGACACCACUAAAAAUGUCGCUGCGGCCGCUUUUGAGAAAGGGACUACCGCGAUUGGCACAGCUAAAGACACAGUAGCGAACACCGUUCAUGCAACAGUAGAUACCACUAAAAAUGUAGCCGCAGCCGUUGUUGAAAAAGGCACAACCGCUAUUGGCACCGCUAAAGACACGGUAGCAAGCACAGUACACGCGACAGUAGACACGACUAAAAACGUAGCUGCAGCUGUUGUUGACAAAGGCACAACCGCAAUUGGCACUGCUAAAGACACGGUAGCAAGCACAGUACAUGCGACAGUAGACACGACUAAAAACGUAGCUGCAGCUGUUGUUGAGAAAGGCACAACCGCAAUUGGCACUGCUAAAGGUAUACCAAUUAGCAGAUAUUUUAUGCUAUCAUUUUCUUUAUGUUCGCUUUGUAUUGUAGCUAAUAUAUACACUUGUUUGUUGUCCAUUCAUAUAGACACAGUAGCAAACACAGUUCAUGCGACAGUAGACACCACUAAGAAUGUAGCCGCAGCCGUUGUUGAAAAAGGCACACAUGCAAUUGGCACCGCCAAAGAAACUGUAGCAAAUACUGUACAUUCUACGAUAGACACAACUAAAGAUGUCGCCGCUGCAGCUGUUGAGAAAGGUUCUUCUAUUAUUGGUAGUGCAAGAGACACAGUAGCAAGCACAGUACAUAGUACGGUAGACACGACAAAAAAUGUAGCUGCUUCAGCAGUUGAGAAAGGUUCAUCUUUAAUAGGAACUGCCAAAGAUACCGUAGCUCAUACUCUUGAUACAACGAAACAAGCGGCAGCUUCUGCAGUAGACACAGGAGUUUCAUACGCUGCUAGUGCUAAAGACACGCUAGCAAACACUGUCCAUAGCACUGUAGAUACUACGAAAAGUUUGGCUUCAUCGGCUGUAGAUAAGGGAGCAUCAUUUGUUGGAGGUGCUAAAGACACAGUAGCGCAUACGUUUGACUCUACAAAACAAGCGGCCGCUUCUGCGGUAGACACAGGCGUGUCGUACGCCACCAGUGCUAAAGACACACUUGCCAAUACAGUUCAUAGCACAGUAGAUGUGACGAAAAAUGUUGCUUCAUCAGCAGUAGAUAAAAGCGCGGCUUUUGUAGGCAGUGCUAAAGAUUCGUUGGCAAGCACAGUAGACUCAGCUAAGAAUGUAGCAGCCGGUGCUGUAGACACAGGCGUAUCGUUUCUAGGAAAUGCCAAAGAUACAGUAUCAAGCACUGUACUGAGCACGGUUGACACGACAAAGAACGCAGCAUCUUCAGUUUUUGAUAAAGGAGUGAAUAUGGUUGGAGGUGCCAAAGAGACUGUAGCGCACUCGCUCUUUAACGUAGCUGAGACGGGGGCGGACAAAACUGAGACUGGCUUAGAAUCGGUUGAAGGUUUAAUCCAAAACAACUUCCAAGGGCCCAAAGAUGCGUUCGGAGUUUGUCAAAAGCGCGUUGAAGAUACAACCGAUACGAUCAACACCACGGUGGACGCGACUAAGAAGGCAGCUGAGGAGGCCAAGGUUCAGGCCGCGAAGGCCGCUGAGGACGCCAAGGAAAAGGCUAGACUCGCUGCCAAGGCUGCCGAAGAUGAGGCCAAGCGUGUUGCUAACGCAGCUGUAGAGGAAUCUAAGAAGGCCGCUGAGAAAGCGGCUGCAGAUGCAAGCAAUGCCAUCAACAGCACAGUGGACAACACUCUCAAGAGGGUGGAGAAUGCUGCUGACGAGGGCAUCAAGAACGCCAGCACUGUCGUCGACUCCAAGAUCAAGGACGCUGACAAAUACCUCAACGAGAAGAGGGACAAUCUUCUGACGAACCUGUCGUCCGCUGUCAACGAAGCAUCAACAGGCGCCUCCGGUCUCUUGAGCAAGGGCCUGACCGCCUUCCCCAAGUAGAUGUCCAUCACGCCUGUAUCAUCGCUACCUUCAAGUGUGGAGUGGAAACAUAACAGGAUUCAAUUAUUAUGUAACUUUAAGGCCUAAACUAUCUUGAAUGUCUAUAAAAUAUAUUGUAAGAACAAUACAAAUGAUUAUAAAAAUUGGGUUUUAAAAUAUCUUCUGACUUGGCUGUUUUUUCACUUUAUGGUCAAGAACAGGUUCACAGUUCAUGUUAUACAAGACUUGUUAUUUUUCCUAUCUACACAUUUCGAAUAGUCGUAUCACAUUUUGUUUAUAAACAUGCACAUUGUUCGUAAGUUUUGUUUUAAUUAAUAGUACAAUAUUGUAUAGUUUUUUAGUUAGUAAGUUUUACUAACAUAAAUGUUCAUUGACAUUGUUAAGAACAAAAUAAAAUAUUGUAUUAAUUACCUAACGAUACUUUAACGACUUCGCAUUAUAUUCUUUGCAAAUUUCUUAUUAAAAUUAUGUUAAAAAAUAUGAAUUUGCAUUAUAUAUUUUAUAUUUAAGUCACAAAAUUGCAAUCUCAUGUAUACUCGUCUAUAUUAUUUGUUAAGGUAAUUUUAAGUUAUUGUAAGAUCAUUUUAUACUUUGCAUUUGAAAUGCAUUUCGCAUACCUGUCUCGAAUUUCUAUGCUUGGCUUAAAACCGUCCAUAAUAGCCUUUUACAAAUUAAAAUAAGAAAUAAUUCAUUGUUCCUACAAUAGUACCUACCUUACCAAUACACAGGCACUUUUGCGUACAUUUAAUAUUAAUAGUGAUAACGCUUACGAAGCCUAAAUAUAUUGAUAUGAUAUCUGUUAUUUACACUACUGCUUAGCAGUCUAUUUUAUGAUACGAAUAUACGGAUGUUAAAAUAUAGUAGAUAUUUAUUAUACAAAACAGUCAUAUUUUUGAAAUGGCGCUUAAAAUUGUUGCUUGUACGUGUUUAUCUGUUAAAAUCAAUUUUAAUCAAAUUAUUAUUGUUCAUCGACAUAUUCUUAUUUUCUAUACCUGUUAAAUUAUCAUACUAUGUGUUGUUCAAUAAAUACAUGCGAUCCAUAA
Molecule: messenger RNA, 4651 nt
Organism: Spodoptera litura
Lineage: Eukaryota; Metazoa; Arthropoda; Insecta; Lepidoptera; Noctuidae
Source: RefSeq, a predicted model, not a curated record